UGACACUGCGCUUCAACUUUACAAAGAUGGCGAUUACGGAGCUUACCUAGAUCUCGAGGCGUCCAUCAGUGAACAGCAGGAGGAGUUCGAGGGCUUUCAGACAAAUCGGAAAAAUUCCAUCGUUCUGCGCACCCAGCUUUCUGUACGAGUGCACACCAUAAUAGAAAAAUUGCUGAACAGCGAGGGCCGAGAGCUGCGACGGGCACUCUUCUCCCUCAAGCAGAUCUUUCAGGAGGACAAGGAUCUGGUUCAUGAGUUUGUGCAGAAUGACGGACUGGCAUGUCUCAUCAAGGUCGGCAACGAGGCGGACCAGAAUUAUCAGAAUUAUAUACUGAGAGCUCUCGGCCAGGUGAUGCUCUAUGUAGACGGUAUGAAUGGUGUUAUGGAGCACGGCCAGACAGUUCAAUGGCUCUACACCCUCAUUGCCAGUCGGUUUCGGCUCGUCGUCAAGACCGCCCUCAAGCUCCUACUUGUCUUUGUUGAGUACGUUGAGACUAACAGCCUUCUCCUAGUACGUGCUGUACGGUCAGUUGACACCUCACGUGGUAUGAUACCAUGGACUAAUGUGAUGAAGCUCCUCAAGGAUUACGAUGCAGCUGACACUGAAUUACUCAUUUAUGCAACAACACUUGUCAACAAGUGUCUCAACGGUAUACCUGAUCAAGACACUUAUUAUGAUCAAGUUGAUUGUCUUGAGGAGCAGGGAAUUGAGGGAAUUAUUCAGCGGUACAUGUCAAAGCAAGGGACCGAUCUGGAUUUACUCAGGCAAUUUCAAAUUUACGAGGCUGUUUUGCAUCACGAGGACGGCAAUGAUAGGGGCUCACCUAUUCGACAGCUUGACGACAACAUCAGGAAGACUCUGAGGAAUAGAAAAUCCCUCGUAGAUUCCCAAGAGCGUCGAAAAUCUCGUAGACAUUCAACGGGCACAUCGCCACUAUCCAUGUCCUUAAAUGCCCGGCUGAGUCCACGUCUAAAUCAUUCUCUCGGUUUGAAUUCACUGAAUGGUACACUCAAUUCAAGUUUACUCGACGACGACGACGAGUCCAGUAGUUCACAAAGCUCACAGGGCCUUGGUGAUGUUCAAUUAAAUGGAAGCUACAAGGAGAACAAAGGUGGAUAUCCGAACGAUGUCGGAGUGACUCCGGCAUUGAGACGGAGAAGGGAGAGGGCUGAACGUCAACGUAGCUUUAUCAGAGAGCAGCAAGAAGCCACUGCAAACAUGAGGGCCACCAUUGGUAAUACAGAGGAUCAAGAAGGACCAUUCGUUUCAAAUGGCUCACGCUACACCAAUGGCACAACAUACGAGCGUAACGAUUCAACUUGCAACAAGAUAUCAAGGGCCAAUAGCCGCAAGGAUCUCACGCCACUGAUGAACGUUGCUAACAAGCUUGAUUCGGAGGAAAAGAAACCGUGGUAUGGCAAGAGUCCGGAUGAGGGGGUGGAGUGUGACGAGGGCAAUCAUACGGAUGAGGAUGAGGAUCGGAGGGUACUUGUGCAGAUGAAACGGGAUGGUACUGUUAAGGAUUUAACCCAGAAAUUGACGGCCCAGAAUCUCAUACCCAGUAGUCCUGUUGAAGAGAAAGUAUCGAGGAUAGGGGACAUGAGUGGUUUGAUAUCAAAAGCUAAAGAGGGUUUAGCAAAAUCAAAAUCAAAAGCAGACAUAGUCAAAUCACCGACGGGUGAUGGCAUACCAAAAUUACCAGAAAUCAAGAAAUCGGAGAAUGAGCUUCACUGGGAAGAGCUCGUGAAUCAACUGAAGCGUCCAUUGGCACUUUGUGAUCUUGAUUUCACUGAUCUCAAUUCAGACGAUGAAAUUGACGUACUGGGGCCCGUUAACGUGACUAAUGGAGUUCCACCUCCACCACCCCCAAUGAUAUCAAACCAGAAUGGAACAAAAGCACCACCACCACCACCACCUGGUGGACGAUUUCCACCUCCUUUUCCCAACGGUCCACCGCCACUUUUUGGUGUCAAUCUAAAAUCCUCAAGAUCAUGUCCAAUUACGGAAUCUCCUGGGACUAUAAAAACUCCACCACCGCAGACUAUUUCAAAGAAGAGUAAAAAAACUGUUAAACUCUUUUGGAAGGAAGUCAGGGACGAUCCCAUCAUUCUCUCGCGUCUCGACAAAAACAAGAUGAUCUGGGAUGAGCUACAACCGGUGCCUGUUGAUACCCAAAAACUGGAGCAUCUCUUUGAGAGUCGAGCCAAGGAUCUCAUCACCAAGAAACAACAGGAGAUGAACAAAAACAAGGAGAUAAUUGUUCUGGAUCACAAGAGAUCGAAUGCCAUUAAUAUCGGUAUGACUAAGUUACCACCGCCCAGAUCCAUCAAGACUGCUAUUCUCAAGAUGGAUGCUACUAUUAUGAAUCGAGAAGGGAUUGAGAAACUUUUAACGAUGCUACCAACAGAGGAAGAACGAUCGAGGAUCCAAGAGGCGCAGGCCGCCAGUCCCGAUCUUCCACUUGGUUCAGCUGAGCAGUUUCUCCUCACUCUCGCUUCCAUAUCCGAACUGCCAGCGAGAUUGAAGCUCUGGGCGUUCAAACUAGACUUCGAGAACUCGGAGAAGGAAAUUGCGGACCCUUUGAUGGAUCUCAAGCAAGGAAUGGAAACUCUGAGAGUGAAUAAAACGUUUCGGGGUAUUCUGAGCACGCUCCUAUCAAUCGGGAUAUUCCUAAACGGAAAUGAGGUAAAGGGCUUUCAACUCGAAUACCUAGCCAAAGUACCUGAAGUCAAGGACACUGUGCAUAAGCACUCACUCCUCCAUCAUCUCUGUCACAUGGUGAUGGAGAAGUUUCCAGACUCAACAGACCUCUAUUCCGAGAUAGGGGCAGUAACUAGAGCAUCAAAGAUCGACUUUGACGAGUUAGCAUCAAACAUUUCCAAACUGGAGAGCGAAUGCAAGGCAUCCUGGGAUCACUUGAAACUCAUCGCCAAACAUGAUGGCUCAACUAUGAUGAAAGUCAAAAUGUCUGAUUUUCUUGCUGAUUGUGCGGAAAGAAUAAUAGUCCUCAGUAUAGUACAUCGACGUAUCAUCAAUAGAUUUCACAAGUUCAUUCUCUGGCUGGGAAUUCCCCUUCAUCGUGUGCAGGACACAAAGCCAAAUGAGUUUUGCAGAAUAGUGUCGGAGUUUGCCCUAGAAUACAGAACGACCCGGGAGCGUGUCAUUCAGCAACUGGAGAAGAAAGCGAAUCAUCGGGAGAGGAAUAAAACCAGAGGGAAAAUGAUAACUGAGGUGGGUAAAUUCAGAACGAAAGAGGAUCGUGCAGACGCUGAACUCAGACAGCUUUUGGGCAGUGAUAUUUCUGAUGUUGAGAGUCUACAUGGCACUCUACCAUGGCGCAGGCAGAGAAAAGAUGGACGUACGGCGCUGGGUCCAAUCCUGAGGGACGAGUCAACUAACGGCAACGUGACAGAUGGUGAUGACGAGUUGCUCGAGUCCCUGGUGAAAACUGCAACCAAGUCACCAGCAACGAGAACAACACCGAGGGAGAGAAAACGAACGAGACACGCCGAUCGUAAGUCUUUACGAAGAACGUUGAAGAAUGGACUGUCGGAAGAAGAAAAGAAGCACAUUGCUGCGUACAUAAAAGGCUACUGAAUCUAUAUUAUUACGAUAACUGUGAUAUAUAAUGUGCGCCAUUGAUGCCUCAGACGUUUUUUGAGGUGAAGAAGAUGCAACGUGUUCGUGAGCUUCUCGGUGAAUAAACGCAGUGAAAACAGAACGACUGUGGAAAGGCAAAGAAGAGUAUCUCUGAUCAAAAAUAAGGGGCUAAGUGAAUUCAAUAGAGGGGGAUAUGCUCUAUGAAAACAUAUUUUCUAAUGUUUUUCGUGUUGAAAAAGAAUAUAAAGGAGAAGUAGCACGAUAGAUCGACUUCUACCACUUGAUAUUUGACUUGCAAUGCCUUUUUCAUGAUAAAAACAUUUUGAAUUGGAUGAGAACAUGUGCAUAGCCGACAUUGCAUCUGUGCAUUCAUCCGUGUCUGUUCUCAUUCCUCUUCUCCUCCUCUCCCUCCUCCCUCAACUUAACUCUGCUGAUUAACAAAAAAUGUAACAUCGAUGUGAGGGCUCUUACGUAAAUGGCGCGUCCCUGUGAACAUACUCGGGAUUUUCCCCAGUUCACAGAACUAAAGUUUAACUUUGAAGCAAAAAAUAAUUGGAAUUUCUAGCCAACACUUGCUGUAACUAUUGAAGUUUCUCCGAUAUUUUAUUCCAUGUUGAAAGAUACAAAUGGAAGUCGAUCCAUCGUGCUUCACUGUGAUAAGUUAAUGAAUACUAAAAUUUCAUUUAUUUGAUGAUAAUGUAAAAAUUGAAGCUGUUGAAAAAUUAUUUUCCCAAAUUAUUGGAGAAAUUAAUGGAUUUUAGGAAUGGAGACUCUAAGUCAACUGCCUUAUCGUCUACGAGAAUGUAGAUGCACGAUGAGAUUUAAACUAGCCUUAAUCUUUAUUUUAUUAUCGAUGAGAUAUGAUGAAUGGGAAAUAAUCAUGUGAAUAAAUUUUUGUGAUUGAUGUUUCAUGAAAUAAAGAAUGAUGAAUAAACAA
Diachasma alloeum is the source of this 4538-nucleotide messenger RNA. RefSeq names its product FH1/FH2 domain-containing protein 3 (gene Fhos). Gene Ontology annotation, biological process: cortical actin cytoskeleton organization; actin filament network formation. Gene Ontology annotation, molecular function: actin filament binding. Bases 353 to 3598 code for a protein of 1081 amino acids. The record is from RefSeq and is a predicted model, not a curated record. The transcript is spliced from 18 exons. NCBI's taxonomy places the organism in Eukaryota, Metazoa, Arthropoda, Insecta, Hymenoptera, Braconidae. Gene Ontology annotation, cellular component: cytoplasm; cytoskeleton.